AUGUCGGGCGCAUUCUCAGCCAUGAUGGGCGGCGCAGAGUGCUCGACCUCGUCCAACCCGCUCCACUCGCUCUUGAAGCAGCAGCAGACCGACCACUCGCUCCACCACGGCGGAUUCCACGCCGGCCCUUCGUCGUCGCAGGGAUCGUCGAUGCGCUCGUACACGGGCACGCCGAACCAGGCGGAGGAGGCGGACAGGUUCUUCCAGAUGCAGCAGCAGCAGGCCGCGGCGGGAGGCGCCGGCCCACUUGCGAUGGACCAGAUGCGCAGAGAGCUCGAGAACGUCGCGAGGGGCCCGGCAGGAGCCCUCAAGGGUGACAGGGAAUGGGCUUCGCAAUACCAUCCCGCCGGCUCGUCGCUCUCGCCCGCCGAGAUGGCUCGCAUGGAGGAGCAGUUUCGCAUGCAGCAGCACCAGGGCAUGCCAUCCGACUUUGCAGCCGAGUUCCGCCAGCAACAGCACUUCCCUGCUACCUCCGCCGCUCCCGCCUUUGCGCCCGCUGCGCCCGCCUCCUCCUCGUCAGCCAUGUACUCGCGUCCCGGCUUUGCGCCCUCGUACGGAGCCUACGGAGGCUCAGGCGGCAUGAUGGGCAUGCGGUCGUUCAUGCCCUCUGCCUCGCCGAGUCUCGCCCAGCAGCAACCUCAGCAGGACACGAAAGGUAAAGGACGGUUCGUCGAGCUUGAUGAUGCGGAUUGGGAGGCGCAGUUUGCCAAGAUUGGGAAUGCGACGACGGCUGAGCCCGCUGCGAAGGAGGCGGAACAGCAACCGGUUGAGGCGCAGAAGGAGAGCGAGACGGCCAAUUUGUUCGAGGGCGAGAUUCCCCUCGACGCGACCGAGUCGGACCAGCAACUCCUCAAAGACCUCGAAGCGACUUGGGCCUCACUCAAGACUCAGCUCAACUCGUCCGCGACUUCGGACGCCGAACUCGCCAAGUGGGAAGCGCAGUUCGGCAGCCAGUUCAACGAUAUCCAUGCUUCGCCCCUCCUCGACGACGACGACGGCGAGUUCCUCCGCACGCCUGAUAUUCGCCGCGCACCGAUGUGGACACCCGAGAACGUCGAUUCGUUCCUCCAAGACCAGACUCCCUUCCCCUUCAACGAGGAGAACGAGUACAUGCAGCGCGCCGACCCGUACGCGGACGGGAUGCGGCUACUCGCGGAGGGCGCGCCGUUGAGCGAGGCGGCGCUCGCGUUCGAGGCGGCUUGCAGGCAGGACGAGGGGAGGGCUGAGGCGUGGAAGGCGGCGGGCGAGACGUGGGCGGCUGACGAGCGCGAGGUCAAGGGUAUCAGGGCGCUCGAGAAGGCUGUUGCUUGCGGUGGACCCGCCGGUGUGGGCGCUUGGCUGUCCCUCGCUGUCGCCUACGUCAACGAAGGCCAAGAACUUCGCGCGCUCGCCACGCUCGAAAAGUGGCUCUCGCUCGCCUACCCCUCGAUCUCGCUCCCUCCGCUCGACACGACCCAGAUCCGCUCGCCAUGGGACGCCUCGAACCGCGUCAUCGACCUCUUCCUCGCUGCCGCGCAGGCUGGACCGCAAGCUCGCGCGCCGGGACAGUCGGACGAGUUGGGCGUCGUCGACCCCGAUGUCCAGGUCGGCUUGGGCGUCUUGUUCUACAGCAACAGCGAGUACGACAAAGCCAAGGACUGCUUCGAGGCGGCGCUCAGCGUUAGGCCGAAUGACUUCCUCCUCUGGAAUCGCCUUGGCGCGACGCUCGCCAACUCGGGUCACCCAGAAGACGCCAUCCAAGCCUACCGCAAAGCGCUCGACCUGCGCCCGACCUUCACGCGCGCCAUUUACAACCUCGGCGUUUCGUGCCUCAACAUCGGGUGCUACCAGGAGGCGGCGGAACACCUUCUUGCGGCGAUUCAGGGUCAGAUGACGAGGGAGGAGGUGGCGGCGUCGCAGAAGGGGAAGGGAAAAGACGUGGAUCUCGGACGGGUGCCAGAGGACGGCUCGGCCAACCUCUUCCACACUCUCAGGAGGGCCUUCUUGUGCAUGGAGCGACACGACCUCGCCGACAAGGCCAUGCCGGGCGCCGACUUGAACGAGUUCCGUGCGGCCGGCUUCGAGUUCUGA
Rhodotorula toruloides NP11 is the source of this 2070-nucleotide messenger RNA. Its product is annotated as peroxisomal biogenesis factor 5. Bases 1 to 2070 code for a protein of 689 amino acids. Gene Ontology annotation, cellular component: cytosol; peroxisomal membrane. NCBI's taxonomy places the organism in Eukaryota, Fungi, Basidiomycota, Microbotryomycetes, Sporidiobolales, Sporidiobolaceae. Gene Ontology annotation, biological process: protein import into peroxisome matrix, docking. The record is from RefSeq and is a predicted model, not a curated record. The transcript is spliced from 6 exons. Gene Ontology annotation, molecular function: protein binding.